This is a messenger RNA of Oreochromis aureus, 4136 nucleotides long. It is a transcript of the gene rims4, whose product is annotated as regulating synaptic membrane exocytosis 4. The transcript has 6 exons. NCBI's taxonomy places the organism in Eukaryota, Metazoa, Chordata, Actinopteri, Cichliformes, Cichlidae. The record is from RefSeq and is a predicted model, not a curated record. The coding region runs from base 51 to 866 and encodes 271 amino acids. Gene Ontology annotation, biological process: calcium ion-regulated exocytosis of neurotransmitter; positive regulation of synaptic transmission; regulation of membrane potential. Gene Ontology annotation, molecular function: transmembrane transporter binding; small GTPase binding. Gene Ontology annotation, cellular component: presynaptic membrane; cytoskeleton of presynaptic active zone.
AGCCGCGCUUGGCCAAGCCGGCCGACCCGGGCCCGACCACGGGCCUCUACAUGGAGAGGUCGCAGAGCCGCAUCAGCCUGUCAGCGUCCUUUGAGGCCCUCGCUAUCUACUUCCCCUGCAUGAACUCCUUUGAUGAGGAUGAUGGAGUGGAUACAGAUGGCAGGAAGUUGAAGGGAGCUAUCCAGAGGAGCACAGAGACGGGGCUGGCUGUGGAGAUGCCCAGUCGAACUGUUCGCCAGGCUAGCCACGAGUCCAUAGAAGACAGCAUGAACAGCUAUGGCUCUGAAGGGAAUCUUAACUACAGUGGCAUGUGUCUGGCAUCCGAUGCUCAGUUCAGUGACUUCCUGGAUGGGAUGGGACCGGCCCAGUUUGUUGGGCGACAGACACUGGCGACAACAUCCAUGGGUGAUGUAGAGAUUGGACUGAUGGAGCGGAAUGGGGGACUGGAGGUGGAGGUCGUCCAGGCCAGAGGCCUCACCAUGAAACCAGGUUCAAAGGGACCUCCAGCGGCCUACAUUAAAGUUUAUCUUCUGGAGAAUGGAAUCUGUGUGGCCAAGAAGAAGACGAAGUCAGUGAGAAAAUCUCUGGAUCCUCUCUACAACCAGGUCCUGGUCUUCUCUGAGAGUCCACAGGGGAAAGUGGUCCAGGUUAUUGUUUGGGGCAACUAUGGACGGAUGGACCGCAAAUGCUUCAUGGGUGUAGCUCGAAUCCUACUGGAGGAGCUGGACCUCAGCACAAUGGUUAUCGGCUGGUACAAGCUUUUCCCUACCUCCUCCAUGGUGGAUCCAACAAUGGCACCACUCAUCCGCCAUUCAUCCCAGAUGUCAUUGGAGAGCACCAUUGGGCCCUGUUGUGAGCGAUCAUAAGACUCACGCAGAAAUGUAUAGUUUUGAUGUUGCGGCUAAGUUUCCAUUGCUUCAACCAAGUACAGAGAUUUUAUAAACCCUGCAUUGCUGCACCUGGGUCAGCCAGGCAGUGCUGUCCCUGGAGCAGGUAGAUGUUAAGUAUCUCACUCAAGGCCACUUUGACAGGCCCAGCUACACUGGGGAAUGAAUCACUUCCCUAAUUUGGAAAUUAAUUUACAAACCAGUUGGUCAUGCUGGUUCUCAUUGGAAAUGUGUUAUAAUUCUUUGAUAUUGUAUCAGACUAUUUCCCGAGACUCAUGGGAAGCACAUUUCUUUUGUUGUUGCAACCGACCGCCCCUCAGACUCGAAGGAAAUUUUUUUUCUCUUCAGAUCUCUUUAAAGAAAAAACAAAAACCUUCUUAAUGAGGAUACUUCAAAGAAGGGUUUGGUUGCCGACAUUGAUUACAUCCUAUUGGGACCACGAUAGACUCCAGGCUCAGCUUCGCUUCAGCUACAGCCCUUCUUUACAGCCUACAUUCAAUUCCCCAUCCCAGGACUGCUUGUUGUCUUUCUGUGUCUUCAUUAAGGGGCUGGGCAGCUUCUGAGUGUUAUUGUCUACCCACGAGUCCUAGGAGAAAGUGAGACUGUCCUCAAAUUGUUUGACAAACCACCAUCUCAUUUUGAGGGAGCAUUGAUGGCGAAUGAAUGUGUGCAUAGCAACUUGAGAGGCUUUCAAAGAAUAUAUAAAGUUAAGUGUUGUAACUGACCAAGACAUUACCUGGUUUUUAGCACUUGAGCUGUAUUACACUUCUUGUGUCACACGUUUGGCCCAUCAUUGUUCACUUUAUUUGGUAAUAUGUAGAGAAUCCGAGAGGUAGAAAUAUGAAUGAAAUCCCCAUCAUCUACUGGAAGGAUGAAGAUUUUGACCUGAUUUUGUGGGUCAGGGCUAGUCCUGGCUUUCUCUCCUGUUAACUACAUUUACCUGGAAUACAAGGUAUAAAGUGGUCAAAGAGUGAAUUUAUAUGGCUUAGAAGAACUACCACAUCAUGAGUGCCAAAAAACCGUGUCUCGUUAUAACCCCAAACCAUGUACUUUUUAAAUUGCAAUGAAUCUUGGUAUUAGCUGAUUUUGCAGAUUGUUUUCUCCCCAUUUUUGGAAGGUGCUUUUCAAUCACAUCAGUUGCUGUUGUGUUUGGAAUCAAGCACAUGAAAACAUGUAUCCUUUGGCUUUAAAAAAAUUAACCAGGUGUUUUUUGAAUCAACAGCACACAGAUUAUGUUCAGUUAGAGAUUUCCAGAGUAUGGCACCAGAUGUAAUCAAAGUCCAACAACCUGAAUCACUUCAGGCGGUGUGAUAUGUGAAAACAUUUGACUCCUUCCUCUUGAAUAUCUUUAUGAAAAUGCUAGUUUGAUAGUUUCACAACCACACUAAAUUGGAUUUUAUGCAUGCAUUAUACCGUAUUAGAUUAGAAUUAGAAUUCAAACCAAAUAACCAUAAAUGCAUGACCUUAGCAUGCUUAAAUUAUGUUAACCUUCAUGAGGACACCAUCUACAUACGCCUAGCAAGAAACAACCAGGGUUUAAUGGGCUCAGAAUGUUGAAGGUGUUUUACUCUUAUUUAGUUUAAUAUAGUUUUCACAUUCCACAUUCACAUGGAAUGCAGGAGGUAGUUUUGUAUCUGAGCUGUAGCACUGACAAAAAACAAGCUAAUACAAUAGCAAUCUGACAUCACUGACUUAACACAUUGCUGCACAUCCCAGUUUAAGUGUAGUUUCUUUUUAGCUAAUACUGUAGAAAUAGAUUCCUCCCUGCUAUUUUUAAAGCGUUGGCUAACAGUUGUCUAAUAACAGUUUAUACUGUGCCAAUUUUUACCAGAAAGUGUCUUCUUCUUCCUUUUCUUCAAUUACCUUGCGGCAUGUGCCAUUAUGAGGGAGGAACAAAAACAACCACUUAUAACAUCUGACAGCAACAUUCAGGCUGUGCAGAGAAUCACCCCCUUUAUUCUAAAUUACAGUCCUAAUCCACAGAACGUCAAGGCACCUGGUGAUUAGCCAUGCUACCACUCAGUACAGAGGAAAAAAGGAAAGAGAGGAAGGAAGCAUGAAAUGUACUUUGCAUCAUCCAAACAAAGGAUCUGUGUGGACUGACGUCAGGUUUUGUGGACUUCAGAAAAGGACACAAAAAUAGGUGGAAUUAAAGAGAACACAAUGUGCACACUGUAGAGAAAUUCAUAGUUUAUUGAAACGCAAAAGCAUAUGUAUUUCAUUUGGGCACUUUAUGAUUCUUAAUGUCUUUUUAUGUGUAAAUAUUGUUAGUGUCUUCUGGAGUGAGCCAAAGUUAACUUAUAAUGGCUUAGGUUGUUAAUGUCAAAGCUCUGAAGGAGGGAAGUGAUAUCCUUGUUAGUUACUGUAAGAUUGUAGCAUUAGCUGGUAGCAUUCGCAUGACUAAUUUAAACUUCUAAUUAACAAACAACUUGAUAAGACUAAGCAUGAAUUAUAUGCUACACAGCAGGAAGAGUAGUGGAAUACAGUACAUCGGGUUAAGACCCAAUGAUAGUGCGGGUCAAAAUAUGUAGCAAACGUAUUUAGAUAAUUAUGAAGGUGACUAAUUGUUUUUUUUCUAAAUUAAUGAAACAUGCUAAUAAGAAGAUUUUAAGCCAGUUUAUUUAAUUAAUUAAUUUAUUGUUCUUUUUUUUUUUACUUUAAAUGAAAAUUUCAGAACCAAAUUUUUAUUACAUCUGCUAUUUAUUUAAUCAAGUCACCCAAUUUGGAGCAAUUUUACUCUAAAAAGGGGCCUCUAAAAAUUUUUUGCCAGUAGCAGUGUUGCAGGGAUAUUAAUGCUGUAUUUAGUUCCAAACAGUUUAACAAAAAUUCUGUAAAGCAAUAAUCAGAAAGCAUCCACUCACUGUAUUUGUCUGUUACUUGACAGAAAAAUGACAUAGUAAGUAAGUAGUGAUUUUCGCUGUGGUAAGAUUUAUCAUUGAAAACAAAACAAUUGAAAUCAUCAUGAGGCAUAAAGGGACUUUUUUUUUAAAAUGCGCAAUUCCAAACUUUUACUUUGAAAAAAAUGUCUUAAUGUGUUCAUUUGUCGCAUGUGCAGACAAAUGACACUGAAUGCAGAAACUGAAAAUCACUUCCAGAAAAAUGUCAUUUUAUGUUUUUUUCAAUGUUUUUUCAACAAAACUGUCAUGUAGUAUCUUAUAUCUGUAAAAAGGGUUAGAACUUUUGUAUGUACCAUACAUACAAAUAUACAAAUAUAUAAAAUUAAUAUAUAAUUAGAUAUUAAAUAAUGAA